Messenger RNA from Poeciliopsis prolifica (blackstripe livebearer), 2224 nucleotides. It is a transcript of the gene idh3a, whose product is annotated as isocitrate dehydrogenase (NAD(+)) 3 catalytic subunit alpha. Bases 167 to 1177 code for a protein of 336 amino acids. Gene Ontology annotation, molecular function: magnesium ion binding; NAD binding; isocitrate dehydrogenase (NAD+) activity. The transcript is spliced from 11 exons. The record is from RefSeq and is a predicted model, not a curated record. NCBI's taxonomy places the organism in Eukaryota, Metazoa, Chordata, Actinopteri, Cyprinodontiformes, Poeciliidae. Gene Ontology annotation, biological process: isocitrate metabolic process; tricarboxylic acid cycle. Gene Ontology annotation, cellular component: mitochondrion.
GUCUACCUCACGAUUGCAGGAAACAUGUGGAGGUCAACGCAUGAAUUAUUGAAGGGGGUUUCUUGUUUUGUUUGGAUUUUUUUGCUUGAAGUUCUCUUUGCAGGCAUCACGUGGAGUUGCUGCUUUGAAGAAUGAGCUUCUACAAUCCAGGAGUUUCAUCCGUGGGAUGAAAACUGUUACAUUAAUCCCCGGUGAUGGCAUCGGUCCAGAGAUCUCUGAGGCUGUCAUGAAGAUAUUUCAAGUAGCUGAAGUUCCCGUCGAGUGGGAAGAAAGAAACGUGACAGCUAUACAGGGACCAGGUGGAAAGUGGAUGAUCCCUUCUGAUGCCAAGGAAUCUAUGGAUAAAACAAAACUCGGUCUGAAAGGUCCUUUGAAAACACCAAUAGCUGCAGGUCAUCCCUCCAUGAAUCUGCUUCUGAGAAAGACGUUUGACCUCUAUGCUAAUGUGCGCCCUUGCGUCUCCCUUGAGGGUUAUGACACGCCUUAUACUGAUGUGAACCUGGUUACCAUCAGAGAAAACACUGAGGGAGAAUAUAGUGGGAUUGAACAUGUGAUUGUUGAUGGAGUUGUGCAGAGUAUUAAGCUUAUCACGGAGCAAGCCAGCCAGCGCAUUGCAGAGUAUGCUUUUGAAUAUGCAAAAAACAAUCAGAGGACCAGCGUUACCGCUGUUCACAAGGCUAAUAUCAUGCGAAUGUCAGAUGGACUUUUCCUGCGAAAGUGCAGAGAGGCUGCAGAGAAGCACAAAGAUAUAAAAUUCACAGAGAUGUACUUGGAUACUGUGUGCCUUAAUAUGGUCCAGGAUCCCUCGCAGUUUGAUGUCCUGGUGAUGCCAAAUUUGUAUGGAGACAUCUUGAGUGAUCUCUGUGCUGGAUUAAUCGGAGGUUUGGGAGUGACGCCAAGUGGAAACAUUGGUGCCCAGGGGGUGGCCAUAUUUGAGUCGGUUCAUGGAACUGCUCCAGAUAUUGCAGGAAAAGAUCUUGCGAACCCCACUGCCCUGCUGCUCAGUGCCAUCAUGAUGCUGCGCCACAUGGGCUUACAUAAGCACGCCCAGAAAAUUGAAACUGCUUGCUUUAACACCAUUCAGGACAAAACGGUUCUAACCAAAGACUUGGGAGGAAAGGCCAAGUGCUCAGAGUUCACAAAAGAAAUUUGUCAAAGAGUUCGGGACCUGGAGUAAAAGGAGCUUGUGAGGCUUCUCAUAACGUGUCAGUAUAAAAUCACGUUGCACUGUAUGACUUCAUGUUAAAACUUUCACCCAGAACAUGUAUUUAAAAUUCUGGUGCUUAUGAACUUAAAUGUUUAGAUUGCAGCACCUUACAAAGAAUUGAUUUCACCACCUCAUGAAGAACAUGCUAAAUAAGAUUUUUGAGGAUGACUGUACAUUAAUCUUUAAUGUGUUUAAAACUCACUUUAAAAUAAGCGGGACAGUCAUGAUAAACAGGUCGUAAGUCUUCCAUUAUGGCGCUCAGACAGUAGGCACUUGAUACUAGUGGGAACAAAAGGCUUCCUUAUGCACAAAAUCUCAUCAUUUUGCACAUGGUAUAUUUUUAAACCACUAGGUGUUGUAAUUCCAAAUUGAAUAUGCAGAGCACAGUCCAACAGAAAUGUGAAACUUUAACCUGUUUUUAUUUCUGUCUAGCUUGCUAUUAAAGUCAUCUGACAAAAUUUUUAUAUAUCCAAUCUAAACUUUUCUAAUAUUUAAAUGCAUUUUUUUGUGUGUGUACAAAAAAGGGAAAAUAACUAAAAUGUUCUAAUUUUAGGGUUACAUUCGUUAAGGAAAAUGAGAGUUUGAUUAAAUUCAGAAUAAGCACUGAAAUUACACAAUUUGUAAUAUUUUUAGAAACAUAACACUGGAUGUAAAAGUGGAAUAGUUGUGUAAUAGCUUGUUGUUUGAGUUUCAUUACAAAUAUGGACAAAUUACUCAGACUAAUAAUCUAAAAACAUUUCAUAUUGUCAAUUUUUAUCUUUGUGUCCCUUCCUUUGUUCAGCUCUUUGAGUUAUUUAUGUUCUUGUUUGAAAAAUGCAAUUUAAAUAAAGUUGAAUUGAAUUAAUUACAUGUUUAACUACAACAUUAGGUCUUGAAUGUUCUAGGUCUUAAACGAAUGGUUAAAAAUUACACUUGUUUGAAAAUGUCUUAUGAAAGUAUGAAUACAAAGAUAGGAAGUUCGAGACCAUUUUGACAGACUUGAAGAAAAUGUCUCUUUAGAAUAAAAAAAAAAAACAU